UUAGGAGGCGAGGCAUGAGUCAGGGGUUUGCAAGCUGCCCCUGGGGCGAAGGAGCGAGAACCGGGUGCUGUUAGAGCGGGUGUGAGCUCAGCUGAUCGCAGAGGGCACCAGUGGCUGCAGGAGUUCCUGGAGGGACCCCACGUCUCGUGAGCAGCCCCCUCUGGGGAGGACCAGGAGAUCACAGGAUGCCCGGGGCCUCACUCAACCUGUGCCUGUUCUCUGCAGGGACCCGCAGUGCGGGUUAUGCUGGGGGCUCAGAUCCCUGUGGAUAAUCAGACAAUCAGGACAGCGCCAUGGGGGAUUUGCAGGAGGAUUACGAAGAGGGGCUGGAAGAAAUUCUAGAGCAGGACGAGUAUGAAGAUCCAGGUGUUCCUGUGUCCCAGGAGGAGGAGCCAGAAGCUCACCCCACCGAGUCAACAGCCACAGACUACCACACCACACUGCAACCAGACACCCACGAGGUCUACGUGGAGCUGCAGGAACUGGUGAUGGACGAGAAGAACCAGGAGCUACAAUGGAUGGAGGCAGCGCGCUGGGUGCGGCUGGAGGAGAACCUGGGGGAGGACGGGGCCUGGGGCCGCCCGCACCUGUCGUACCUCACCUUCUGGAGCCUCCUGGAGCUGCAGCGAGCCUUCACUAAGGGGACUGUCCUCCUGGAUCUGCCAGAGACCUCCCUGGCUGGAGUGGCCAACCAGCUGCUGGACGGGUUUAUCUAUGACGAGCAGAUCCGGCCUCAGGACCGAGAGGAGCUGCUCCGGGUCCUGCUACUCAAACACAGCCAUGCUAAAGACCUAGAGGCCCUGGGGGGUGUCAAGCCCACGGUCGUGACCCGCUCCGGGGACCCCUCACAGCCUCUGCUCCCCCAACGCCCCUCGCUGGAGACUCAGCUAUUCUGUGAACAGGGAGAGGGGAGCAAAGAAGGCCGCUCACCUUCUGGAAUUUUGGAAAAGAUCCACCCGGAUUCCGAGGCGACCCUGGUGCUUGUGGGCCGAGCCACCUUCCUGGAGCGGCCCGUACUGGGCUUUGUGCGGCUGCAGGAGGCCGCGGCGCUGGAGGACGCGGUGGAGCUGUCCGUGCCCGUGCGCUUCCUCCUUGUGUUGCUGGGCCCCGAGACCUCGCACACUGACUACACCCAGCUGGGCCGGGCUGCUGCCACCCUCAUGUCAGAGAGAGUGUUCCGCCUGGAUGCGUACCUGGCCCAGAGUCGGGAAGAGCUGGCGCGCUCCCUGGAGGGCUUUCUGGACUGCAGCCUGGUGCUGCCUCCGUUGGACGCCCCCUCGGAGCAGGCCCUACUCAGCCUGGUGCCUGUGCAGAGGGAGCUGCUGCGAAGACGCUACCUGCCCAGCGCUGCCAAGCCGGACCCCAGCUUCUACAAAGGCCUAGAUUUAAAUGGAGGGGUCCCUGCUGGCCCGGACGACCCUCUGCAACGAACAGGCAUGCUCUUCGGGGGCCUGGUGCGUGACAUAAAGCGUCGCUACCCUCGCUACUUGAGUGACAUCACGGAUGCACUCAGCCCCCAGGUCCUGGCUGCCGUCAUCUUCAUCUACUUUGCUGCCCUGUCACCUGCCAUCACGUUCGGCGGCCUCCUGGGAGAGAAGACCCAGAACCAGAUGGGGGUGUCGGAGCUGCUCAUCUCUACAGCGGCGCAGGGCAUUCUCUUCGCCCUGCUGGCGGCUCAGCCCCUGCUUGUGGUUGGCUUCUCGGGACCCCUGCUGGUGUUUGAGGAAGCAUUCUUCUCGUUCUGCGACAGGAAUAACCUGGAGUACAUCGUGGGUCGUGUGUGGAUCGGCUUCUGGCUCAUCCUAAUGGUGGUGCUGGUGGUGGCCUUCGAGGGCAGCUUCCUGGUCCGCUUCAUCUCCCGCUACACCCAGGAGAUCUUUUCCUUCCUCAUCUCCCUCAUCUUCAUUUACGAGACGUUCACCAAGCUGAUCAAGAUCUUCCAGAGCCACCCGCUGCAGAAGCAUUACCAGCACAAUGUGACGCUAGAGCCCAAACCUCAGGCGCCCCUGCCCAACACAGCCCUCCUCUCCCUUGUGCUCAUGGCUGGCACCUUCUUCUUUGCCAUGAUGCUGCGCAAGUUCAAGAACAGCUCCUACUUCCCUGGCAAGCUGCGACGGGUCAUUGGGGACUUUGGGGUUCCCAUCUCCAUCCUGAUCAUGGUCAUAGUGGAUUUCUUCAUCCAGGACACCUACACCCAGAAACUCAGCGUGCCCACAGGCCUUAAGGUGUCCAAUUCCUCGGCCCGGGGCUGGAUCAUCCACCCACUGGGUUUGUAUUCCGAGUUCCCCAUCUGGAUGAUGUUUGCCUCCGCUCUGCCGGCACUGCUGGUCUUCAUCCUCAUCUUCCUUGAGUCCCAGAUCACUACGCUGAUUAUCAGCAAACCAGAGCGCAAGAUGGUCAAGGGCUCCGGCUUCCACCUGGACCUGCUGCUGGUCAUUGGCAUGGGGGGGUUGGCCACUCUCUUUGGGAUGCCCUGGCUCAGUGCCACCACUGUGCGUUCUGUCACCCAUGCCAAUGCCCUCACCGUCAUGGGCAAGGCCAGCUCACCAGGGGCUGCAGCCCAGAUCCAGGAGGUCAAGGAGCAGCGGAUCAGCGGGCUCCUGGUCUCUGUGCUUGUGGGCCUGUCCAUCCUCAUGGGGCCCAUCCUGUCGCACAUCCCCCUGGCUGUGCUGUUUGGCAUCUUCCUCUACAUGGGGGUCACGUCCCUCAGCGGCAUCCAGCUCUUUGACCGCAUCUUGCUUCUCUGCAAGCCGCCCAAGUACCACCCGGAUGUGCCCUACGUCAAGCGGGUAAAGACCUGGCGCAUGCACUUGUUCACGGGCAUCCAGAUCGUCUGCCUGGCAGUGCUGUGGGCAGUGAAAUCCUUCCAGGCCACCUCGCUGGCCCUGCCCUUCAUGCUCAUCCUCACAGUGCCUCUGCGCCGGCUCCUGCUGCCACUUAUCUUCAGGAAGCUGGAGCUCCAGUGUCUGGAUGCUGACGACACCAAGGCAACCUUUGAUGAGGAGGAAGGUCGGGAUGAAUACGACGAGGUGCCCAUGCCCGUGUGAGAGGAUGGCCCGGGCCUCAGACCUCUCCCCAUGCCACUGCUCCACUUUAUCGGGAAAAGCAGAAGUUCAGGGGUACCUCGUGGAUGCCCAGGUCCCUCCUGGGCGGCAUCUGAGGCUCUGGGUGGGGGAAGAAAGGGGUGUCUCGGAAACCUUCCACGAUGGGUAGACUGGCUCUUCUGGCUAGAAAUGGCCAGUGGAGCCCACGUUAGGGCAUGCACUGUGCAGGCCCUCCUGCACUGCCGCAUGGGGACACCUGCUGGGACACAGAUCUGAGCCCCACUUCCCAUGGCACAGACCUGGGUAAUAGCGAGGGAGUGAGGUAGGAGGGUGGGUUCAAGCUCCUGCUUGCUGUGUGACCUUGAGCAACUCACUUAUCCCCUCCAGCCUCUGCUCCCUCUUCUGUAAAAUGGGUAUAUCAAUAAUAAUACCCACAUUACAGGAUGGUUACUAAAAACCAAAGAUAAAUGUGAACAAAGGGCUUUGUCAACUCUGAAA
Molecule: messenger RNA, 3542 nt
Organism: Molossus molossus (Pallas's mastiff bat)
Lineage: Eukaryota; Metazoa; Chordata; Mammalia; Chiroptera; Molossidae
Gene: SLC4A1
Product: solute carrier family 4 member 1 (Diego blood group)
Exons: 20
Coding region: 294-3047 (917 amino acids)
Biological process (GO): transmembrane transport; monoatomic anion transport; bicarbonate transport
Cellular component (GO): basolateral plasma membrane; plasma membrane
Molecular function (GO): bicarbonate transmembrane transporter activity; monoatomic anion transmembrane transporter activity; solute:inorganic anion antiporter activity
Source: RefSeq, a predicted model, not a curated record